CUCAAGCUCACACUUGCAUGUAGUACAUUUGUAGCCUUCUCUUGCCAGCAAGAGAAGAAGGCUAGCUCGAGAGUGCCUCCUCGUCUCGCAGCUCAUAUGCGCUAGCAAGUGCCAAGAAACACAGCUCGGGCGCCGGCGGUCGCGAUGCCGGCGGCGACAGGGACGGCGACGGCAAUGGCGGUGCCGCCGCACUCCUCCAUCUGCUCGCUCAUCGCCUUCCUGCACCACCACAUCCGCGCGCUCCUCGCCGACCGGGACGCGCUGCUCGCCGCGCGCGCCCGGUGCAUGGGGCUGCUCGACGGCCCGCCGGGCGGCGCCGGCGCGUCGCGCGGCGAAGACGGCGGCGACGGCGAGGACGACGUCCUCGCGGCGCUCCGGCACGCCGCGGACACGCUGACCGGCGCCGGCGGCGAAGCGGACGGCCUCGACGGGGCGGAGGCGGCGCUGCAGGGGCCGGCGCUGCUGCCGGAGGACGGCGAGACGGGCGGCGUGGACAACCGUCGCGUCGCGGCGUGCGCCUACUUCUACCUCGCCCUGGUGCGCGCAGCGCAGGGGGACGCGUGGCAGAUGGCCAUGCACUUCCUCCAGGCCGUCGUCGUGUCCCCCGGCGCGGUGGCCGGCGCCGGCGCCGGCGGCCUCGCGCCCCGCGCGCUCUGGGACGGGCUGUUCGACGAGGCCGUGCUGGCGCGCGCCGGCGGCGGCGGCGCGAGCGAGGAGGACGCCGCGCGGCGGGCGGCGAGGCGGUACAAGGACUGGCUCAUGUACUACAAGGUGGUCGCAGGCGCCCCGGCGAGCGGCAGCGGCGGCGGGUGCAUUCAGUUUGGAAGGUCUGUGAGCUCUGCCAUUCCGAAAUGGCCGGAUUUUUCAGAGGGUGGGACAAUCCACUCUGGUGAUCAUGAAGGAGAGUGCAGAGCCUCCAACUCCAACUGUGGCGAUCAUGAUGGCUUCGCUGAGCUGAAGGAUUUUCUCAACUGUGAUGAUCAAGAGCUUCAAGAAGAUACCAAAGGGAGCUCUGACAGCAGGUGCCUACACGAAAUGCUUGAGGAGUACCAGUCGGAUUCACCUGUUUCCUUCUACUCACACCUUGAUUCUAGUGAAGAGAGCGACAAUGAGGAAGUUUCACAUGACAAAGGGAGGUCAGCAAAGGUUAUGCCUAUCGACACAGAUUUCUUGUCAACUAAAUUCCAUGGAAGAUCAAUUCAGAAUAAGAAUCUGACAUGGUGCACCUCUCCUGAAAAUGCAAUGAUCUACACUCCUGAAUCUCCACUCUACCAAGUUGAUGACUAUGAGAUGAAACCAAACAAUGUAAAAUCAAGCAGAUCGCAGGGCUCACUCAAUAGUCUAUCAAAUUCAGUCCUAAAUAUAAAUAAAGUGGACUCAUACUCAACAUCCAACUAUUUCAACAAGGAGGGCAUGUUUCCACAAUGCACGCCAAAGCAUGAUCUCAGAUGCUUCAGCCACUUCUCAACAAAAUUUAUGAAGAGAAGUGCUCUAUCUGACAUAGUCUCCCGAGGGAGCAUGAGCAGGAAAUUCAAGGCUUUCUCACAGAGUGACGAGUGGAGCGAUGUCAGCUCACGCUGGGGGAAGGAAAGCCAGGUAGAUUUUCUUGAGAGGUUUGAGAAGGCGGUAUCGAAAUUAUUGGUUUCAGAUGAGCUAGAAAGCUACCUGGAUGCAGGUUCGGAAGUUACAACCAUAUGGCACUUGCUGAAUAAUUCUUCUGACGUGAGACACAAGUCAUCAGCACGGCAAGAAAUCCUUGACCAACUUCUUGACAGCAUUUCCACAUCUAACAAGGACAAGGUGAUCAGGGCAUCAGUCUAUGUUCUCCUGCUUAUGAUAUCCGAAGAUAGGAAUGUAAUGAGAGGCAUCAAGAGGAAGGAGUUCCAUUUAUCCAAUCUAGCCAGCGCAUUGAAGAGAGGUGUGCAGGAGGCAGCCAUUUUGAUAUACUUGUUGGAUCCUUCACCUUUACAGAUCAAGAACUUAGAUCUGUUACCUUCACUUCUACAUGUUGCCUGUAAUUCAGACACCAAAAAAUGGCCUGCAUUGCUUCCACUGACGCCAACAUCGGCAUCAAUAGCUCUCAUUGAGAUCUUGGUGACAGCAUUCGACUAUGUGACAAACAAUGUCCACUUAGGUGCCAUCAGCUGUCCUCAUAUUUUAUCUAAGCUUGUUGAUGUUGCAAAGAAUAACAACCUGGAGGAAGGUGUGGCGCUGGCAGCUAUUCUCGUCAGGUGCGUAAGGCUUAAUGGGAACUGCAAGAAGUUCUUAUCACAGGCUACUCCAGUGGAGCCAUUCCUUCACCUUGUUAGACGAAAAGAACACCGUGCCAAGUGUGCCGCACUUGAAUAUUUCCAUGAGAUUCUUCAAAUCCCUCGGUCUGCAGCGAACUCCCUGUUGCAAGAAAUAAAGCAGCUAGGAGGCAUUUCUAUCAUGCAUACAUUGAUGGCCUGUCUCCAUCAAACUGAACGUGAACACAGGGUUUUAGCAGCUAAUCUUCUUCUCCAAUUGGAUAUGCUGGACAAACCAGAUUGUAAAAGUGUGUUCAGGGACGAAGCAAUGGAAGUCCUGUUGGAUUCAUUAUCAUCCCAAGAAAACUGCAGUGUGCAGGCAUUAGCAGCAUCUUUCCUUUCUAAUCUAGGAGGGACUUAUUCCUGGUCAGGGGAAUCAUAUACUGCUGCAUGGCUCGCAAAGAAAGCAGGACUAACAUCAACAGCCCACAGAAAUAUGAUCAGAAAUAUUGACUGGGUUGAUCCUUGCCUGCAGGACACAGAAAUAGGUCCAUGGAGCAGUAAAUCUGCACGAACAAUUAUGAGAAUAGGAGUACCAGUUCUUCGUGCUUUGGCCAAAGGAAUGCAAAGCAAGGUGAAGGGAACCUCACAUGAUUGCCUUGUAUGUGCUGCAUGGCUUGGAAGCGAGCUGGCUGCUCUUGGUGAAAAUGACAUGAGAUAUUCUGCUUGUGAGAUCUUGUUACAUGAUAUAGCCAGCCACUUGCACCCAGGGUUUGAGCUUGAUGAACGGGUUCUAGCAUGCAUGUGUCUCUAUACUUACACCUCUGGAAAAGGGAAGCAAAAGUUGAUGGGUUUGUCAGAGGGUUCCCGAGAAUCUCUAAGGAGGCUGUCAUCAUUCACAUGGAUGGCUGAAGAGUUACUUCAAGUUACAGAUUAUUAUCUUCCCAGCAAGCCACGUGUAUCAUGUGUGCACACACAGAUACUGGAAAUCGGUCAACCUGGCAAUGGAGCAGCAACUGCUAUAAUAUUCUUUGGAGGGCAGCUCUUUGUUGGCUAUUCUAGUGGCACCAUCAGGGCAUGGGAUAUAAAAGGCCAAAGAGCAGUAGUUAUAAGAGAGGUUACAGAGCACAAGAAAGCAGUUACAUGUUUCGCACUAUCAGAAACUGGGGACAAUCUCUUGAGCGGGUCAGCUGACAAGUCUAUUAGGGUAUGGAAAAUGGCACAACGCAAGCUCGAAUGUGUAGAGGUGAUUCAAAUAAGAGAAGCAGUGCAGAAAUUUGAAAAUUACAAUGACAAAAUCAUUAUACUUACACCGAACAACGUUCUUAAGUUCUCUUCCUCAUCAAGAAGCACCCAAGCAUUUUACAAGAGCAAGCAUGUCAAAUCUCUAGCUGUAGCUCAUGGCAAAGCUUAUCUUGGUUGCACAGACUUGAGUAUACAGGAAUUAGACAUAACAGUGGGGUCAAAGAUUGAGGUAAGAGCACCAACAAGAAGCUGGAGAAUUAGGAAACAACCCAUUAGCUCUAUCUCGAUAUAUAAAGAUUGGAUGUAUUGUGCUGGUACUCAAGUGGAGGGAUCCACCAUAAAGGACUGGAAGAAGCGAUGUAAACCUACAAUGACGAUGGCAAUAUCAAAGGGAACAAAUGUAGAGGCAAUGGCAGUGGUGGAAGACUUUAUCUACCUGAACUGCGACAAAAGUCCUAGUAUCAUUCAGAUAUGGUUGAGAGGGAAUCAGCAGAAAGUAGGGAGGCUAUCUGCAGGGAGCAAGAUCACAAGCAUCUUCACCGCAAAUGACAUUGUCUUCUGCGGAACUGAAACCGGGUUAAUCAAGGCAUGGAUCCCUUUCUGAAAAAAACCCACAGGAGAAUAGACCAGAAAGAGGCUCAAUUAUGUAAAUGGCUAAACGCAAAAUGAGAGUAUGUAUGUACAGCAGAAGAACAAAUAACAGGUAAAAAGAAAAAGAAAGACAUACCCUUGUACAAGAAAGGCGGUCGCCCCCCUCUGGAGGAGAAAUCAGCGUGCAUAAACUCCCAUGAUCACCAAUUUCUACAGAGCAAUGACUAGCAUUACUAGCAGCAGCAGCAGAGGCUCCGCAAUGUAAAUAUAGAUAUAGAUAGAUCGUGUCGUGUGCUUUCCUUUUUCUCUUUGAAAUGACAGUGAAUGCGUAUGUUAACACCUGAGUAAACUGACAUUGCCUCCCCCUAUAGAAAUAUAAGAACUGCCAAUCUGCC
This is a messenger RNA of Oryza brachyantha (malo sina), 4459 nucleotides long. RefSeq names its product putative E3 ubiquitin-protein ligase LIN-1. The transcript is spliced from 17 exons. The record is from RefSeq and is a predicted model, not a curated record. The coding region runs from base 145 to 4077 and encodes 1310 amino acids. Gene Ontology annotation, molecular function: protein binding. NCBI's taxonomy places the organism in Eukaryota, Viridiplantae, Streptophyta, Magnoliopsida, Poales, Poaceae.